GCCUGAUUGGCCUUGCAUCACGGGAACCAUUGGCUGUGUUUCUCCAUCCAACAUGGCGUUGUUCCGGUCCCUUGGAAGCCGCUGCUUGACGGCGGCGCGCCCCUCCCUCUUUCGUGCCGCCUUCAGUACCACAGUCGAUGCCGACAUCGUCCCUGCGUCCAUCAAGUCGACAGGAUUCUCCGUGGUGCGCCACCCCGUGAACGACGCGGCGUUGAGUGUGUCGUUGGAAGCGGGCGACGUGUUUGCCGUCGUCAAGCUCGGCGGCACCCAAUUCAAAGUGACCCAGGGCGACAUCGUGAUUGCUGAAAAGAUCAUCGACGCCAAGGUCGGGUCGAUCUUGGACUUGAACGAAGUGCUGCUCAUCGGGUCGCCCAACGAAACCAUCAUCGGCCGACCGUUCAUCACUGGCGCCGUCGUCCAAGCGCGCGUGGAAGAGCAAACGCUCGACAAAAAGAUUGACAUUUUCAAGAAGAAGCGGCGAAAGAAUUACCGCCGAUGGAAUGGAUUCCGUCGUGAAGUCACCGUGUUGCGCGUCACGAACGUGCUUCCUGGCGAUCUUUAAACUUCAUAGACAAGUCGGUAGAUGAUGAUAAAGGAGGAGGGCCGUGUGGCUGGAGGCACAAGCUUAAGAUCGAUGCGUAUGUACCAUAAACAUGGCUCUGUUUCGUCCAUGUUGACGUUUUCGACGGCAUCAUGGCCAUAAUGCCUA
Molecule: messenger RNA, 709 nt
Organism: Aphanomyces astaci
Lineage: Eukaryota; Oomycota; Saprolegniomycetes; Saprolegniales; Verrucalvaceae
Product: ribosomal protein L21
Exons: 2
Coding region: 53-562 (169 amino acids)
Biological process (GO): translation
Cellular component (GO): ribosome; mitochondrial large ribosomal subunit
Molecular function (GO): structural constituent of ribosome; RNA binding
Source: RefSeq, a predicted model, not a curated record